UAAUCUGAAUGUGGUGGAGCUAUGAGAAGAGCAGUGCCAUUGGAUUGCAUUCGUCUGUGCCAUAGCUUUUGUAGAGAGACAAGCCAACUAAAUUCACCUUAUAAUAAUCAUCUUAUUAUAAGGCUUCGUCUAUUUUUAUUUUACGCAAAUGUGGAUUAAUCUGGAUUGAUCGGAUAUUAGUGACUAUUAUUGUUGAUUAUUAUCCUUGUAUUAUUAUUUCUAUUUGCAUUAUACAUUAUUUCAACUCCAAAUUGCAACGUCUAAUUGUCUACUACAGUUUCCAAGCGGAAUGAGCCUGUUUUGCACCUCCUGAGGAUACAAGGCUUAAGUCUGGAUUCAAAAUGAAGUUAAAGUUUUUUUCCGGUGGGCUCUAUACGACCACCUCUAGCCUACAACUCCGUCGGCAGUUGAUAUUGCCAAUUGAAAACGUGAUGCUGUAGCCUAUUGUAGUUAAUAGACGGUAGAAAUGUUAUAAUUGUUUCUCCAUGUGAGACAUUCUCGAAUGUGGAUCACUGAAAACGAUGUAUACCGAGGCGGCUAAUUUAAAUUUCAGCUCGAAUGGAAGCAUCGACGAUCCACUGAGCUCUCUGGAUCAAGAAUGGAACGAGCCCCCGGCGAAAAGACUGUCUCGGACGGGACACCAUGUUAUGUCCGUCUUCCUUGGAUCUAUUAUGGUUUUUGGUUUCAUCAAUAACCUGGUGGUAUUGAUCCUGUUUAUUAAGUUCAAAACUCUGCGGACUCCUGUGAACAUGCUUUUGCUGAACAUCAGCGUGAGUGACAUGCUGGUGUGCCUCUGUGGCACCACGCUCAGCUUCGCCUCCAGUCUACAGGCACGCUGGCUGUAUGGGAAGCACGGGUGCAUGUGGUACGGCUUCGCCAACUCUUGUUUCGGAAUUGUGUCGCUAAUCUCGCUGGCCUUCCUCUCCUAUGACCGCUACAGCACCUUAACCGUGUACAACAAGCGGGCCCCCGACUACCGCAAGCCUCUGCUGGCUGUGGCGGGCUCCUGGCUCUACUCCCUGUUCUGGACAGUGCCCCCCCUGCUGGGCUGGAGUAGUUACGGCCUGGAGGGGGCCGGGACCAGCUGCUCGGUCACCUGGACAUCCCAGACUCCGCAAUCUCACUCCUACAUCAUCUGCCUGUUCAUCUUCUGUCUGGGGCUGCCUGUGCUGGUCAUGGUCUACUGCUACGGGAGGCUGCUCUACGCUGUCAAACAGGUGGGGCGGAUCCGUAAGUCGGCAGCGCGGCGGAGAGAGUUCCACAUCCUGUUUAUGGUGAUCACCACGGUGGUGUGUUACCUGCUGUGCUGGAUGCCGUACGGUGUGAUCGCCAUGAUGGCCACCUUUGGACACCCGGGCCUCAUCACCCCCAUCGUGACCGUGGUGCCCUCCAUCAUGGCUAAGAGUAGCACAGUCAUCAACCCCCUCAUCUAUAUACUCAUGAACAAACAGUUCUACAGGUGUUUCCUGAUCCUGUUCCACUGCAAACGGCCCAGUUCUGAGAACGGCGUCUCCUCCAUGCCUUCCAAGACCACCGUCAUCCAGCUCAACCGCCGGGGUCACAGUAACAACGUAGCAGUCACGCCCCAGCUCACCACCGGCACCAACCACCAUAACCACCAUCCCCACACAGUGGAGUGCAGCACUAACAACCGUGAAGUCACCACCCCAGUCUCCGAACAGACCAGCCCAGACCCCAACCAAGAGAUCACCUCCUGUGGACAGCCGCCGACCCCCCUCACUACCCCCCGAAGCCCCUCUCAAUCCACCCCCCCUUUCCACCACGUGACAAACGCUAUCCAGUGAUCCACUGUGUUAUAUGAUAGAGUCACCACCGAGAACUCUACAGAGGAUAUGGUGUUAUCCCUGGCAUUUGUCAUAUGGCGUCCCCCCCCCAAAAAAAAAAAAAAACUGUCUACACAGUGAUCUCUCAUGUGGCGUCACCCAACAACUCUCCAUAGUGAUUUGUCAUCAUGAGAACGCCCCAGACUACCCAUAAAAUGAGCCAUCAUGAGUCAUUGGGUCACCAGAGAACUCUUCUAUACAGUCAGUGACCUAAUCCACAACGUUACCCAGACAGAACUAUCAAUAUCUUCUACUAACAAAGUGAUCUAUUCCAAGUCAUCACCCCAGAAACUAACCUGUGAUCUAUUAUCUUAUAAAAACAGGGUAUCCCAACUGGCAAGCCUGCAGGUGGAUUUAUUUGGCCCUGCAAGUUCAUAGCAAAAUACAUAAUAUAUAUUGGAAUUUACGCAAGACUAAAAACACCAUGAAAGCAGCUCCAAUUGAUUUUAAGUUUUGAAAUGAUUAUGCUUUAGUAAAUGUUAUCCGUUUUGACAUCUACAGCAAUUGUUCUGUCCCCCCCGCCCAUCCGCUCAAGAAAAAAAAUACGUCUGCCCGCGCCUGAAUCUAGUUGAUGAUCCAUGUUAUCGAAGGUGUGUCAACCGCCCCAACCCAGUUAGAUGGUCAACUGUUACUUUGUCACUCAGUAAAAGGUGUAGGUAGAUAUCUUCCUGUCAAGUCUUGCCACGAGAACGCAACCGUGUGGUGGUGUUUACUUAAACAUAAAAACUUGUAUUUUUCCUCAACUUCUGUUUUCAUAUUGUUACGUCGAUAGACCCCAGAGUUGUAUUAAGACUGCAGCGGCUUUAGUGUUGUCAUUACUGUUACAGUACCUAAAAGGCUUUUGUCAUAACUGUUAUACACGGAACCCAACCCGCGUGCGCCAUCGUGCGCUAUGUAUUUUGCCCCCCACACCAAAUGCGAUCACGACACGCAGGUUAAAAUAUCCAAACAAACUCUGAAUAACUGACAUUAAUUUGGGGACAGGUAAAAAAAAAAAAUCAUGAAACAUGUAUGGCAAUUUAGUUAGUUAGCUUGCACCUGCUAGCUAACGUUAAUUUGUCCGAUUUAGCUAGCUUGCUGUUGC
Molecule: messenger RNA, 2928 nt
Organism: Oncorhynchus gorbuscha (pink salmon)
Lineage: Eukaryota; Metazoa; Chordata; Actinopteri; Salmoniformes; Salmonidae
Product: opsin-3-like
Exons: 4
Coding region: 522-1805 (427 amino acids)
Biological process (GO): visual perception; G protein-coupled receptor signaling pathway
Cellular component (GO): photoreceptor outer segment; membrane
Molecular function (GO): G protein-coupled receptor activity
Source: RefSeq, a predicted model, not a curated record